AAGUCUUACAUUUUAUUUACUUUAAAAUGACAACUCUUUGGCAUGUUGUCCUUUUAAUUGUUCUUUUAGUUUCUCUCGGUAAUACUCCAAUAAAUGCCAAGCUUUCAAUCGAUGUAGGAGAGAGUAUUAUAAAAAUUCAAACUAUGUUAUCAGAAAAUGUGAGAUACAAUUGUGGCUCGGCGGGAAGCUUUGCGGGAUCUUCGGGAUCAACAUCUCAAAUAGUAGUUGCAUCUUCCACUAAUACUGAAUGUGAUGUCCUGCGAAGCAGUUAUAAUAGUGUAUUUCUUGCUCAUGAUGUUGCAUAUGAUCAAAAUCAUAUCUUUAUAUUUUGGCAGAUAAGGUCGGAUGGGUUGUAUCAUAGUUGGGAUGAACAAUCAUGGUUGGGAUGAACAAUCAUGGGUAAA
This is a messenger RNA of Lathyrus oleraceus (garden pea), 404 nucleotides long. RefSeq lists its product as uncharacterized. The coding region runs from base 27 to 389 and encodes 120 amino acids. The record is from RefSeq and is a predicted model, not a curated record. The transcript has 2 exons. Lineage: Eukaryota; Viridiplantae; Streptophyta; Magnoliopsida; Fabales; Fabaceae.